Molecule: messenger RNA, 1405 nt
Organism: Rattus norvegicus (Norway rat)
Lineage: Eukaryota; Metazoa; Chordata; Mammalia; Rodentia; Muridae
Source: RefSeq, a predicted model, not a curated record
AUGCAUGACAGGAAAGGGGCGGGGCACUGGGUUACUCUGCCCUGGAAAGGAGGUUGGAAAGGAGGUGUGAGAAAAAUAGCCUUUUUUCCCCUGGGGAAAGGCCUCCAGACUCCUAACCCCCAAAGCAGCACCUUUCUCAGCCUCUCCCGACCCAGUACCGGAGCCGGCGGCCCGGAGUACCGCUCCCUACGCUCCUGGAGCCGCCGCCAGCCUCCCGGACCCCAGUCACAGCAGCCAACCUCGCCCUCGGCUUCCACUGUAAACCCAGCCGCCCGCACCCGGCCCACUCCAACCUGCCGGCCCUUGAGACGUCCACCGAGAGUUGAGGAGAAGAGCUACAAGAGCGAGCGAGCGACGCUCCGCUCCCUCCGCCUACUCAACCGGAUCCCUCCGGUACUAGGUGUAAGGCGGCAGCUCCACCGGCUGCGCCUACCAGAGCCGCCCGGGCAGGUUGCAGGCCGGCUCUUUAGCUGCUUCUCGCGAGACUUCGCACUAGGAAGAGGGGAGGCGAAGCGAGUUCUCGCGCGAAGGGCGGCGCUCCUCCCACAGUGGGCGUGGCGCCGGGGCACGGGGUGGCUGAGUAGUGUUUCAGGGUCUCCGCUGGCAGUGCUGUGCUUUAGUUUGCCUGUGGACUUUGCGUUCGGCAGUCAGCCGGGACGGGUCUCAGGCCACCUCCACACCCGUGAGCACAUCCUCACUCCACGCUUCCUGUCACCUUUAGGGAAAAACGGACAGCGUCUCCGGGCCAGUAAAAGCAGUGCCUGGGAGACUUCUAGGAGAGCGUUUCUCUCAGCAGAGCGAACGCCCGGGUCGCCUCCCCCACGCGGGGUCAGCGAGCAGGCUGGUCUGAGAGGACAUUUCCUGAGAGGAUUAACUGAAGAGAGUACCUUCCUCCAGCAGCUGAGAUGUAAAAUGAUCUGAGAGGAAAGCAGGACUGUGCUCAUCUUUGCUUCCUGUUGGUGUACCUAUAGUGUACUUCUCCUGUUACUGCUGCCAUCCCUAAUUGACACAGGACAUUUCCAACCCUCUAAUGUGGAUGAAAGGCCUGCAGCUCUCCAAGAAUCCUGUACACAAUCAGCACCAUGUUGGUAUUGCUGAAGCACCCAGCCUGCUACACUGAACAGCUAACCAGUUUUUCAGUCAUCCCAGUGUACUGACAGCCAUUUCUAGACUUCUUUAAUGCUAAAGGGUUGUAGAACUUUCCCACAAGCUCCUGCCAAGUUAAAGAGAACCCAGCUCCAAAGCAUGCCACUAAGGGCCUAGCUCUCAGAAUUUUUGGAGGGAGCCUCACCAAGUUCCCUAUGAAAGACAAAAGCAGGUUCAGUUACAGUAGCAGCCCCAGUAUGAAUUACCUAGUACUUAACAUAUAAACAAAUCUAAUAAAUUCCUUUUCUUAGUAUUAUAA